Messenger RNA from Telopea speciosissima, 2886 nucleotides. Its product is annotated as pentatricopeptide repeat-containing protein At1g22960, mitochondrial-like. Gene Ontology annotation, molecular function: protein binding. The transcript is spliced from 2 exons. Lineage: Eukaryota; Viridiplantae; Streptophyta; Magnoliopsida; Proteales; Proteaceae. Bases 15 to 2189 code for a protein of 724 amino acids. The record is from RefSeq and is a predicted model, not a curated record.
GAGAUCCUUUGCUAAUGGCCCUCUGUUUUAGAGCUUCGAGAACCUUUGCCACUGUAACAAUCGCAAGCCUUCCUAAGGUUCGUUUUUUCUUCCCCAUCGCUUAUUCUUUGCAUUUCUCUACCUCCAAAGACAAUGCUUUCUCAGAGACCCACUACGACAACCUGGUAUCUGAGACCCUCGACCGCAACCCAUGCGCAUUUAUGCAUGGUUUCUGGCUCUCCGAUCGAUUCCGUGCUGUAAUUCUUGACCCGGAGUUGUUCGUUCGCGUCCUUAAAUCGAUCCGACGGAGACCUAGAAUCGCGUUGAGGUUCUUUAAAUGGGCAGAGAGUCAACCCGAAUUCAAACACUCUGAAUUUGCUUUCUGUGUCAUUCUUGAGAUUCUAGCUGAGAACAAUCUUAUGCGAUCUGCUUACUGGGUGAUGCAGAGGGUAAUUAGUGUGAAUUUGCACGGAAUUGUGGAUGCUUUGGUUGAUGGGUACUUGAGUCCGGAGGCUUUGAUUAAGCUCCUUGAUGUUUUAUUGUUGGUUUACACCAAAGGAUCCUUGACUGAGCUGUGUUUAUCAACUUUUGAUAAGAUGGUGCAACAUGGGAUAUGCCCAAAUGUGAAAAAUUGUAACCGACUCCUCCGGGUUCUUCGAGAUGAAAAUCUUGUGAGCAAAGCAAGAGAGAUUUACAAACUAAUGGGCGAGUUUGGUAUCCAGCCGACAAUUGUUACUUACAACACCUUGCUAGACUCUUUCUGCAAGGAAGGUGAGUUGCAAGAAGCUUUGGACCUACUGUCGGAGAUGCAAGAGAGAGGGUGUGCCCCCAAUGAUGUAACUUAUAAUGUUUUGAUCAAUGGAUUGUCAAAAAAAGGAGAGGUAGACCAGGCCAAGGGUUUGAUUAAUGAAAUGCUGAACUUGGGGUUGAAGGUCUCAGCAUUGACGUAUAAUCCUUUGAUUCAUGGGUACUUUAAGAAGGGCAACAUUGUUGAGGCUUUAGCCAUUGGGAGUGAGAUGGUGCGGAGAGGUGCCUCUCAUACAGUUGAAACUUGUAACACAUUUAUUGAUGGGUUCUGCAAGUGGGGAAGAAUGGUCAAGGCUAGGGAAUGGUUCUCCAACAUGUUAAAGAACAAUUUGGAGCCCGAUAUAGUGUCGUAUAACACUCUAAUUCAUGGGUAUUGUAGAGUAGGAAACUUAAGAGAAGCUUUUCUAUUGUUUGAUGAACUAAGAAAUGGAUGGCUCAUUCCUACUGUAGUUACAUAUAAUACACUUAUAGAUGGCCUUUGCAGAUUGGGGGACUUCGAAGGUGCGCAAAAACUCAAGGAAGAGAUGAUCAAUAAGGGAGUUCUCCCAGAUGUGUUCACUUACACUAUUUUAGUGAAUGGCUCUUUGAAACUGGGAAAUUUAGCAAUAUCUAAGGAACUCUUUGAUGAAAUGCUACAUGUGGGAUUGCAGCCAGAUGGCUUUGCUUAUACAACCCGAAUAGUUGGAGAGCUGAAGUUUGGUGAUUCAAAUAAGGCAUUUAGUUUGCAAGAAGAAAUGCUAGCGAAGGGUUUCCCACCUAACAUGAUCACUUACAAUGUUUUGGUUGAUGGACUCUGCAAAUUGGGCAAUUUGGAAGAAGCAUAUGGGUUGUUGCAAAGAGUGGUUGAAGAUGGGCUAGUUCCAGAUCAUGUGACAUAUACUUGUAUUAUUCAGGCUCGUUUGGAGAGUGGCCAUCUCAGGGAAGCUAGGGAGGUUUUUUAUGAGAUGCUAAGUAGAGGUUCGUCUCCUACAGUUGUGACAUAUACACUGUUGAUUCAUGCACAUGCUGGUAAAGGGAAUCUUGAACUAGCCUUUAAGUUCUUCUCAGAGAUGCAAGAGAAGGGUGUAUUGCCAAAUGUGAUCACCUAUAAUGCUCUGAUAAAUGGUUUGUGCAAAGUGGGGAGAGUGGAUCAAGCUUACAAGUUUUUUAUAGAGAUAGAGGAGAAAGGGCUGUCGCCCAAUAAAUAUACUUACACUUUACUGAGUAAUGAGAACUGCAAUUUGGGUAAGUGGUAUGAAGCUUUGAGGUUGUAUGGUGAAAUGCUGGAGAGAGGGAUUGAGCCUGAUUCAUGUACGCACAGUGCACUACUAAAGCAGCUCAACAAAGAUUAUAAAACCCAUGCAGUGCGAUGCCUCGAGAGUAUAAUUAUAGACAGUGAAGAAUCAAUCAAAACAAUGAUUUGAUAAGUCUAAUGAAAUAGCAUAUUUUAUGGGAUCACAUUCAGAUAUUUGGGAGAUAUAUGCUUCAGCUGAGAGGAUUGCCCGUGUCUCAUUGACAAAAUGCUCUGAUAAUGUCGAGUACAUUUCUGAACCGUUGUUUUAGCAUUUCUCCCUUCUGGAUUUACUUUGUAUGGAAUAAACAUUCACUUUGAAAGGAAUAGCUCCAAUGGUCCAUGUUCAUAGACUACCAAUGGAGCUGGAUGAUGCAGCAACCAGCGAGUAGAUGAUCAUACCUGAACAGUUGGAGUUUAUGCUUGAGGUUGCUUGAUGUGAUGAUAUUGAUGACUCAUAAGGUUAAAGCUAAAAAAGUAUGAGGUAUCUAUCUUCUUUCUAAUGGUUCAUAAGGAUUACCAGGUUGCUAUCUUUGUCACCAUAACUCUGGUGUGAUCUCUUUUUGUGGUGUUUCAUUUGAUUGCUGGCCAUGCUUUUUUAUGUUUUUUUUUUUUUUUUUUUUCAUACUAAUGUAAUUUAGUAAUUUUCCUUUUUUUUUUUUAAAAUCAUUUAUUGUUCAUCAAAAGCUCCUUAGUUUGUCUGGUAGUAGUGUAUAUUGAAAAUUAUUGUCCAUAGGUGAUGUAGAAUUGGUGAAUAAAGCUUCUGCUUCUAUUGAAAGAUUAAGGUAGGGUCUUUACGAAAACAUAUAAAAGAAAACGUUGGGUUUUUA